GAUACCGUGGGAACCUGACGGAGUAUUCCAUGAGACAACGGUUACACGGCAUUAACCGUGGAUACCACAUAACGUGUUUACAUUCCAUCAUUAGGAUUAAGAUACCCAUUGAUUGACGAGUUUGAUAUUUGUAUUGGGGUUCCCAGCUAUUGAUUUGAGCUAUCAAGAUCUCUAUUUCAUUGUUAGAAGAACACUAAUUGCUGCUCUACCCUUGAACACUAUGCCUGCCCUAGCCCCAUUUGCUGAACCUCUAUGGUACUAUCGCGACUCAUCGCCAUACUACGAUGAGUCCCAUAGGAAACUCCGUCAAUUCGUGCGCGAAUAUGUGGAGAAUGAUCUGAUGCCGUAUGCUGAGGAGUGGGAGCGAAGUGGCCAAGUUCCUCCUGAAGCUGUUCAAAAAUAUGUGGACAAUGGUUUCGCUAUAAUCAAGCCCACAAAACGGGAAUACAUGGGAGGGAUGACCAUGCCCGCUGGCAUCGAUCCAGAAAAAUGGGACGUCUUUCACAAUCUUGUGGUCAAUGACGAGUUGGCGAGAGUCGGGUUUUCUGGCGUGCUUUGGGGCAUGAAUGGCGGGAACGGCAUAGGCUGCCCUCCAAUCAUGAAUUUCGGAACUGAGCAACAGAGGCUCGAGUAUCUACCAAAGGUUGCUCGAGGGGAGAUCCGCUUUUGCCUAGGAAUCACUGAACCAGACGCCGGGUCCGACGUCUCUGGGAUCAAAACCACGGCCAAACGAGUCGGCAACAAGUAUAUCGUCAAUGGAGCAAAGAAAUGGAUCACCAACGCCAUUUUUGCCGACUAUUGCACGGCAGCCGUUAGGACCGGAGGACCAGGCCGUAAUGGCAUUUCUCUACUCAUUAUACCACUGAAAUCCAAAGGUGUCACUCGACGAAGAAUGUACAACUCUGGAGUGAACGCCAGUGGCUCAACUUUCCUUGAAUUCGAUGACGUGGAAGUGCCUGCAGAGAAUCUUAUUGGAAAGGAAAACCAAGGCUUUAAAUACAUCAUGUCAAACUUUAACCCUGAACGUCUCGGGAUGGCGAGCUCCUGCAUCCGUCUCUCCCGCGUUUGCGUCGAAGAUGCUUACAAUUACGCGAUCACUCGGGAAACAUUCGGCAAACCGCUCAUUUACAAUCAGAUCAUCCGGGCUAAAUUCAGCAAAUUCGGCCAACUUAUUGAACCAUGUCAAGCGUUUUUGGAGCAGCUAGCCUACACCAUCCAGCUAAACGCCAAAACCGGUAGGGAGAUCGACGUUGGAGGUAUGACGGCCCUCCUGAAAGUAAUGAGUACCCGCUGUCUGGAGAAGGUCUGCCGCGAGGCCCAGCAGAUCCUGGGUGGUGCAGGGUAUAACAAGGCAGGCAAAGGAGCGAGAAUCGAGGCGAUUAGCCGUGACGUAAGAGUAUUCGUCGUGGGCGGUGGAAGCGAGGAGAUCCUGAGGGAUUUGGCCGUGAGACAGGAGAUAAAAUUCAUGGCAGAAGCCCAACGUGCCAAACUGUGAAAUAUCAGCUGUCAAUCAGGACGGAUCGUAGGUUCCUGCUUGGUCACUUGAAACAAUAUCAAUGAGCUUCAAACAAGUAAAAGUACAUUAAUCCGUAUAGUUCCCCAGAAAGAUAUCCAGGUUAAAAGUCGCAGUAAACUUUGCUAUAAACUCCAGACGCCUCGCCGGACCGAUGAAAAACAGCCUGGGAAAGUAAAGUCAUAGAAGGGAAAUGACUAUAUCGUUUGCACAGAGAAAGGUUCACCGCACUAUCCGGCCUGUUUUGUUUGUCUCAUCUAAGCUCCGAUGCUUCGGCAGGCUUGACAAUAUUUCCUGGGAACUAUCUGAAUAACCUUCCAAACACACCACGCGUAAGAUUGCUCGUAAUGCCGCCAGAUAAAGCACUAC
Molecule: messenger RNA, 1882 nt
Organism: Coccidioides immitis RS
Lineage: Eukaryota; Fungi; Ascomycota; Eurotiomycetes; Onygenales; Onygenaceae
Product: acyl-CoA dehydrogenase
Exons: 5
Coding region: 221-1495 (424 amino acids)
Molecular function (GO): flavin adenine dinucleotide binding; acyl-CoA dehydrogenase activity
Source: RefSeq, a predicted model, not a curated record